Lepisosteus oculatus (spotted gar) is the source of this 905-nucleotide messenger RNA. RefSeq names its product tubulin polyglutamylase complex subunit 1 (gene tpgs1). The record is from RefSeq and is a predicted model, not a curated record. Gene Ontology annotation, molecular function: microtubule binding. Gene Ontology annotation, biological process: protein polyglutamylation. Lineage: Eukaryota; Metazoa; Chordata; Actinopteri; Semionotiformes; Lepisosteidae.
UUCAUGAUCCGGGUCACCCAACGGCGUCCAUAGCGACAGCCACUCGCUCUGCAUGGCAACCGACCGCUGACAUGCCGGAUUGUGUACAGCGCUUUAAUACCGUAACAAGAUCUUCACUGGUUUGAUAUUAUAUAAAGUGGCGGCGCUGCCCCUCGCUUAGGAUUUAAAAAGACUGUGUGGAACGCAAUUGUAACGUGUCUGUAACACAGCUGUCGAGCUCUGCCCCAAGUAAAAAUGGCGCUUCUGAUGGCAUCAUCGCAUCAAAAAAAGUACUUCCGUUGAUGACCAAAACAAACAUGGCGGAGAAGCGGCGGUCUGGUGCAGUGGUGGUCGAGGAGGACUCAAAACCCCCCAAACCGGACACGGAGAGAGAGUUUCUGUCGCAGGUGGGAGUGGAGGGGCCGCUCCGAGGGGCGCUGCUGAAGCUGCUGGAGGCCAGGGCGGAAGACCCCAUCGCUUUCCUGGCCGAUCACUUCACGAAUUUGGCGCAGGCAUCCGAAAACGGGGCAGCGAGCGGCGGCUGCGGAGCGGAGCAGCAGCUCCGGGCGAGAGCGCUGUGGCACCUCGGCCUUGCCCAUCACUCCCAGAGGUGCGCCUUCAGCAACAACGUGCGCCUGGCCUACGAGCUCCUGGCGCAGGGCGGCGGGCGCCGGCGGGGCGGGCUGCGGGGCCAGGCCUACUCGGAUCCUGUGCUGAAGCUGCAUGGACAGUCCUCUGUCCGCCCUGCCUUGUCGAGACGACUCUGUCGGCACGAACUCGUGAUUAAUCCACAGAACAAUCAGUAUGAGUUUCCACGUGUGACGCGCGUGACUUGGGCACGCUCACAUCCCCGCGGCGAUGUCGUGCUGGUGUGUGAGCGGUCACGGAGCACCGUGCAGGACAGAGCCCCGGCGGCCAAUAACUAA